Messenger RNA from Syzygium oleosum, 1578 nucleotides. RefSeq lists its product as uncharacterized. The coding region runs from base 245 to 1156 and encodes 303 amino acids. The record is from RefSeq and is a predicted model, not a curated record. The transcript is spliced from 2 exons. Lineage: Eukaryota; Viridiplantae; Streptophyta; Magnoliopsida; Myrtales; Myrtaceae. Gene Ontology annotation, molecular function: zinc ion binding.
GAAGAAUCCCCGGAUUUUAGGUUUGGAUAUUUCCCCGUAUAAUCCGUUGAGGAUUUCGCAACAAGUUGCUCGAAACUACUUUCCUCUUCGUCUUCAACCUCGUCGCUUCCUGCAAAUCAUCAUCGUCGUCGGAGCGCGCGCAGAGAGAGAAGCCGAAGCCGAAGCAGAAGCAGCAGGAGCAGAAGAAGGAGCGCGCGUGGAAGCUUUGCGACGCAGCGUUUCGAGGCGGGGGAGGGGGGCGAGGAUGAGGAAGCGGUGCGAGCUGUGCGAUCGGCGAGCGGCAAUGCACUGCGAGUCGGACCAGGCGAGCCUGUGCUGGGGCUGCGACGAGAAGGUCCACGGCGCGAACUUCCUGGUGGCGAAGCACGCCAGGGCCCUCCUCUGCCACGUGUGCCAGUCCCCGACCCCGUGGAAGGCCUCCGGUCCGAGGCUCGGCCCCACGGUCUCGGUGUGCGAGCGCUGCCGGCGGAUCUGCGACGAGAAGGCGGCGCCCGGAGCUCGGGGAUGCGCCGGCGGCGAUGAGGAGGCGGGGGAUUGCGACGGUAACGACGCGGAUGAGGUGCUCAAUGACGACGAUGGCUAUGGUGACGAAGGCGGAGAUGAGGAGGAGGAGGAGGAGGAGGAGGAGGAGGAGGAAGAGGUCGACGAUGAAGAGGAGGAGGAGGAGGAAGAGGAAGAGGAGGACGGAGAGAACCAGGUGGUUCCGCUGUCGCGCGAUUCGCCGCCUCCGGCGACUUCUUCGAGCACCGAAGAUGAAUCCACCAGCAGGUCUGUUGCGGUCGCCGGCGACGGGCUCUUCGCCGAAACAGUGGCCCGCGGUGGGUUGAGGAUGAAGCGGUCGCGCCAAAGCGAAGAUCUCGACUCCGACGAUGAAGUCGGCUGUGCUUCGUCCGGAUUGAACUCGAGAGCAUUGGAUAACGAGGAGGAAGCGACCUCUUCGUCAGCCUUGUCGAGACCGACGAAGCGGCAACGAGUGGCGGCGGCGGUCGAGACGAAUCCGAUCGCGACGAGCGGCGGCGGCGGCGGGCGCGUGGGGGGAGCAGAGUCGCUGAUGAGCGCCCUGAAGAGGCUGCUGCAGAGGAGCGCCGCCGCGGGCAAUGCCGCCGCGGCCGUCUCCGGCAUCUGCAGGCUGAGCGGAUAUCACCAGAGCCGCUGAUUCGAUCCGACCCAUCCGCCCAAUCCGUCCAGUUAGUCGACCCCCUCUCGCUCCUAACUCUCUGCUAGCUAAUUUCCUGACCCACACGCGCAUGAAUUAUGUUCUUUGAGAACAUGGGCACUUCUCCUUCUGGUUACCACCUUCUUCUUCUUCUGGUUCCUUUGGUUUUAGAUCAUUUCGUAUUAUAGAGGAUCGAGGCCACCGUUACAUAGCGAGUGCAGUAAAAUUCAUCGAGCGUUUUUUGUCCACCGUGUGUUCUUGCAUUGCUCCCUCGUCCCUUCCAUCUAUGGAAGCGUUGAUGUGAUUGUUGCUAGUGAUUAUCAGUGAGAGACAGUGACGAUAAGGUAGGUAUGAAGUGGCCAAUUCGACACAAUUGGUGGGUGUGGUUGGAGACGUGAAGUGCUGCUUUUGUAUUUUGUCGA